This is a messenger RNA of Penicillium cataractarum, 5010 nucleotides long. RefSeq names its product PT repeat family protein. The record is from RefSeq and is a predicted model, not a curated record. The transcript has 2 exons. The coding region runs from base 1 to 5010 and encodes 1669 amino acids. Lineage: Eukaryota; Fungi; Ascomycota; Eurotiomycetes; Eurotiales; Aspergillaceae.
AUGGCGACUGCGGCGACUCAGAGUGUGUCGGAGGAGCAUCUGCCCAAGGACCCUGUCUCGGUGGAGCCCGUCCUCGCGGCCACCCCAAUCGCCCUCGAUGAGAAGUCCGCUACCAAUGGCGAGUCCGCUGAGACUGCCGACUCUACAACUACAUCUGCUCAGACUCCGGAAGUCCCUUUGACUGCGGCACAAAAGAAGAAGGCCAAGAAGAACAAGAAGAAGCAGCAGAAGAAGCUAGAGAGCAUCAGCUCUGUUUCUGCUGAUGUCUCUGAGAAGGAGACCCCCCCCGAAACUCCUUCAGUCGAGGAGGCUGCCCCCGCACCGGCCGCUACCGAAGAAUCUACACCCGAGCCUGUCGCAGAGGAGCCCAAGGCUGCUGAGCCUGUCGAGGAAGAGCCCGAGUCUACUGCCGAAGAGAAAGUGGAGGCUGUCCCAGAGACUGUCGAGACCGCCACGGAGGAGCCCGCUACUCAGACCACCACCGAAGAGUCAAAGGUGGAAGAGGUGAUCCCAGAGGUCACCGAGGAGAUUCCCACUGAAGAAACCGUUGAGGAGCCGGCUAAGGAAGCCGUUGUCGAGGAAUCCGCCAAGGCAGAGGCUGUUGAGGCGCCUAAGGAGGUCUCUGAGGAAAAGCCUGCUGCAAAGGAAUCUGCUGAGGUUUCUACCACCGAGGAGAAGGUCGAGGAGUCUACCCCCGCCGAGACUACUGUUGAGCAACCUACUACCGAAGAGACCAUUCCCGAGGAAGCUCCCGCUGCUGAGGAGAAGGUUGAAGAGCCUACCACCGUCGAGGAGCCCGUUACUGAGCAGCCUUCUGCUGAAGAAACCACUCCCGAGGUGCCUUCUGAGACCGUUGAGGCUUCGACUGACGCCCCCGCGACUGAGGAUAAGGUCGAGGAGCCGGUUGCUGAGCAGCCCACUGCUGAAGAGCCUACCCCCACCGAAACCGCUGUGGUUGAGCAACCUACUACCGAAGAGACCGUUCCCGAGGAAGCUCCCGCCGUUGAGGAGAAGGUUGAAGAGCCUGCCACCGUCGAGGAGCCCGUUACUGAGCAGCCUUCUGCUGAAGAAACCACUCCCGAGGUGCCUUCUGAGACCGUUGAGGCUUCGACUGACGCCCCCGCGACUGAGGAUAAGGUCGAAGAGCCUACUGCCGUCGUUGAGGAGCCCAGCGCUAAGGAGACUAUCACCGAGGAGGCUCCCGAGCCUGUUCAAGAGUCGACCGAUACCACCGCUACUGAGGAGAAGGCUGAAGAGCCUAUUCCCGCCGAGACCACCGUCGUUGAGGAGCCCAAGGCUAAGGAGACCGUUCCCGAGGAAGCUCCUGCUGCUGAGGAGAAGGCUGAAGAGCCCACCCCCGCCGAAACCACCGUGGUUGAGCAACCUACUGCCGACGAGACUACCCCCGAGCUGGCUUCUGAGGCUGCUCAAGAGUCGAUCGAAGCUCCCGUCGCCGAGGAGAAGGUUGAAGAGCCCACUCCCACCGAGCCUGCCGUCGUCGAACAGCCCGUUGUUGAAGAGACCGCUACCGAGGCUACCGAAGAGGUAACUCAAGCCCCCGCCGCCGAGGAGCAGGUCGAAGCAGCAAAGGUGGAGGAGCCUACUCCUGUUGACACCGCCGUUGUUGAGCAGUCUACUGUCGAGGAGACCGCCCUGGAGGCCUCUGAGGUUGUUGAGGAAUCCACUGAAACCCCUAUCACCGAGGAGAAGGUGGAAGAGCCCGCUGCAGCUGAGACCGUCGCUGUGGAGCAACCCGCUGUGGAGGAGACUACCUCUAAGGAAGUUCCAGCUGCUGAGGAGAAGGUUGAAGAACCCGCCACCGUUGAGGAACCCGUUGCUGAGCAGCCUGCUACCGAAGAGACUGCCCCGGAGGAAGCUUCAGAGCCCGCUCAGGAGACCGUUGAAGCUCCUGCUGUGGAGGAGAAUGUCGAGGAGCCUACCCCCGUCGAGGCCGCCGUUGUCGAACAACCCAUUGCCGAAGAGACCGCCCCGGAGACUGUGAAUGAGUCGACUGAAACUCCCGCUGCUGAGGAGAAGGUUGAAGAGCCUACGACUACCGAGUCAGCUGCUCAAGAGCCUACUGCUGAGGCACCUACACCUACGGAAACCGCUGAGGAAAAGGCCCCUGAACCUACCCAGGAGACAAUUGAAACUCCCAUCGUGGAACAGGCGGCUGAGACGGAGAAGGUAGAGGAAUCUACUACCACCGAAACCGCUGCCGUAGAGGAGCCCGCAGUCCAGGAGCCAGUCGCUGAGGUCGUCCCCGAAGCCGCUGAGGAAUCAACUGAAGUUCCCGCUGCUGAUGAGAAGGUGGAGGAGGCUCCUGUCGCCGAGGCCGCUGCUGUUGAGCAACCUGUGGUUGAAGAACCCGUCGUCGAGCAGGCUGCCCCCGUCGAGGAGGCCAAGGAAGAAUCCAAGGUCGAAGAACCAGUUGUUGUGCCUUCAGCUACUGAGCCUGCCACUACGGAAGAGUCUACCAAGACCGAAGAAACUCCCGCUCCCGAGGCCGAGACCAUCGAGCCCACAGCUACUGAAGAAGCCACCGUCGCUGAGUCUGUCGAGACCGCCAUUCCCGAGGAGGCUACCGAGGCAUCCAAGAGCGAGGAAGUCCCCGUUGAGGAAGCUAAGGUUGAGGAGCCCGUCCAGGAAGAAUCUAAGGUCGAACCAGAGACCGAGGAAUCUGCUAAGGACGUCGCCGUUGACGAAGCCCCUGAGGAGCCUGCCGAGGAGGUCGUCCCCGCUGCUCCCGUCGAGCCUGCCGUUGAAGCCACCACUGUCGACGAGACUCCCGCUGAGGAGCAUGCUCAGGAGAUUGUCGCUGAAGUUCCCGUCGAGGCUCCCGUCGAGGCUCCCGUCGAGACUGCUGAGAAGGCGGUCGAGGAGCCGGUGAAGGAGACUGUGCCUGAGCCCGCUGAGGAGAAGGUGGCCGAAGCUGAGAUUGCUGCUGCCGAACCCGUUGCUGCUGAGGAGACCCCUGUUCAGGAGCCCGAGGCCCCCGUUGUCGAGGAGCAGAAGGUUGAGGAACCUUUCGCUGAGGCUGAACCUGUUGUCGAGACUCCCGCUGUCACUGAGGUUCCUGCUAGCGAGUCUGUCGUCGUGGAUUCUACCCCCGCCGACGAGGCUAGCAAGGUUGCCGAGGAGCCUGUCGCUGAGAUUGAGACUGCCGAAUCGGCCGAGCAAGCCUCACCUGCUCCCGUUGAACUAGCCGAGAAGGCUGCUGAGCCUGUCGCUGAGCCCGUCGCUGAGCCCGUCGCUGAGCCCGUUGCCGAGCCCGUCGCUGAGCCCGUCGCUGAGCCCGUCGCUGAGCCCGUUGCCGAGCCCGUCGCUGAGCCCGUCGCUGAGCCCGUCGCUGAGCCCGUCGCUGAGCCCGUUGCCGAGCCCGUCGCUGAGCCCGUCGCUGAGCCCGUUGCCGAGCCCGUCGCUGAGCCCGUCGCUGAGCCCGUCGCUGAGCCCGUCGCUGAGCCCGUCGCUGAGCCCGUCGCUGAGCCCGUCGCUGAGCCCGUCGCUGAGCCCGUCGCUGAGCCCGUCGCUGAGCCCGUCGCUGAGCCUGUCGCUGAGCCCGUCGCUGAGCCUACUGUCGAGGACAAGGUUUCCGAGCCCGUCGAAGCGAACGCUAUUGAGCCCGCCGUCGAGGAGCAGGCUGCUGAGGCCGUCGCUGAGGAGAAGGCUGUUGAGCCCGUCGCCGAGGAGCAGGCUGCCGAGGCCGUCGCUGAGGAGCCUGUGGCUGCGGCCGUCGAGGAGUCGGUUUCUGAGCCUAUCCAAGAGAAGGAAGUUAACGCCGAAGCUGUUGCUCCUGCUGUUGAAGAACCUAUCGCUGAGCAGAGUCCUGUCGUUGUUGAAGAGGCGACUCCUACACCCGCUACUACCGAGGAAUCUGCCCCUGUUGUAGCCACUGAGGAGCCCGUUGUUGUUGCGGAGGAGUCUAUUACCACUGGGGAGCCUACUACUGAGGAAGUUCCAGCUGCUGAGUCCACCACCGAGGCUGCUCCUGUUGAUGCCGCAGUGGCGGAGGAUGUCACUACUCGCGAACUGGCAGAGCCGGUUGCCGAGUCUGAGGCUCCUAUCACCACUGAGGCUGUUGAGACUGUUGCCGAGCCUGCCGUAGAGGCACCCGUUCCCGUUUCUGAGGAGUCUGCCCCUGCUGAGCCUGCUCAGACUGAGGAGCCUUCCCAGGUUGAGGAGACCCCAGUUGUCAAAGAAGAGGCUCCCGUUGCCGAGGAGACUGCGAAGGAACUCGAGCCUGAGAACAAGCAGGACGAGGCUUCUGAGCAGCCUGCCGUAACCGAGGAGGUUCCCUCUACUCCUGUUCAGACUGAGGACCCAGCGGCCGAGACCCCUGCUCCUCAAGAAGAGAAGCCCGAGGAAGCUGCUAAGGACAGCAUUUUGACCCCCGAAAUUCUCGGCGCUGGUGCGGCUGUUGCUGCCAUCGGUGUCGCUGCAGUCGGUGUGUCGUCUGUUCUGCACAAGGAACCCGCGGCUAAGUCUACUGAAUCGACUGUCACCGCCACCAACGAAGCUCCUUCCGACGACAAGACCGAUAGCAAGCCCCCCGCGGAACAACCGACCGAAGACAGUAAGCCGACGCCAUUCUCUACCUCGCACAAUGUGUCCGUGCCGUCCUUCGAAGCUGAUCCGGUUCUUACAGCCCUCGCAGGCGAUCGCGAAGCCCUGCUCCGCAAACUCAACCAGCCAUCCACGGAUCAGUUGACCACUGCCACUGCUGAGCAAAUCACCACCACCAAUGCCGACAAGCAGGCUCGUGUCGAGAACGAAGCCCAGCCCACCGCUGAGUCUAGCCAGAAGGCUGUUGACCUCACUCCCGAGACUGCUGCGACUAGCAAUGCCAAUGAGGAAGAUGCUCGUCCCGUGAGCCAGAACCGGUCAGUGACAGCUGUUUCUCUGAAUAGUGCGUCGGACAACUGGCUCAAGGCGUUCCUUCGCACUGUCUUUGUCGGCUUCUUUGGCACUAUCUUCUCCCCCUUCCGCCGCCGUGGCAAGUCUGCCAAAUAA